Micropterus salmoides (largemouth bass) is the source of this 1665-nucleotide messenger RNA. It is a transcript of the gene mbd3a, whose product is annotated as methyl-CpG binding domain protein 3a. NCBI's taxonomy places the organism in Eukaryota, Metazoa, Chordata, Actinopteri, Centrarchiformes, Centrarchidae. The transcript has 7 exons. The record is from RefSeq and is a predicted model, not a curated record. Bases 145 to 882 code for a protein of 245 amino acids.
GUCCUGACGGGAGACAGACAGCGGAGAUCGAUAACAAACAACACUCGGAGAAGUAUUAUGACUGCUAUAAUAGGCAGCUAGCUGGCUUAUCAUCUUUUUUUAUAAGCCGGAAUCAAAAGGCACGCAAUCAAGACAACGGCGACCAUGGAAAGAAAAGGUAUACCUGUUAAGCGCAUUCUCCACAAGCCCCAGAUAGUCCGCAGUCUGGGCAGCAACCUUCACGCGGAUGUGAACGCCAACCACUCCCGGACUGCACGGUCGCUCCUGACCAAAGUGCAGCACAGCAGGCACAAGCAUCUGUAUGACAUCAACCAUCAAAUCAGGGCCAAGCCUGACUUAAACACAACACUACCAGUUCGACAGACGGCAUCCAUCUUCAAACAACCAGUGACCAAGGUAACAAAUCAUCCCAACAACAAGGUGAAGGCAGACCCGCAGAAGGCUGUAGACCAACCCAAACAACUGUUCUGGGAGAGGAAAUUGAGCGGGUUAAAUGCAUUUGAUAUCGCAGAGGAGCUGGUGAAAACUAUGGAUCUUCCCAAAGGCUUACAGGGUGUUGGGCCUGUGUCUUCAGAUAAAACACUGCUCUCUGCUAUCGCCAGUGCCCUGCACACCAGCCCUGCUCCUGUCACCGGACAGCUCACCGCUGCAGUGGAGAAAAACCCUGGAGUGUGGCUGAACACAGCACAGCCUCUCUGCAAAGCCUUUGUAGUGACUGAUGAGGACAUCAGGAAGCAGGAGGACCUGGUGCAGAAUGUGAGGAGGCGUCUCGAAGAAGCCCUCACGGCUGAUAUGUUGGCUCACAUGGAGGACACCGCUGCAGAUGCAGCAGCCAACAAAGUAGAAGAGAAGGUUGAACAGGUGGACAGGGAGGAAUUAUAGCCAAGGCUUGUUUGACAUGAAGUUUGCUGGUGAACUCCUUUCAUUUUCAAAUAAUUGACUCCAUGAAGUUUUUUAAUACACUUGUAAUAGACCCUAAAUGCAAACAUUCUGCGGAUGUUGUUAACCUAAACAAAAUUAUAUUUCUUUUUUUUACAUGUGAUGGUGUAAUCCUGAAAGGGUGCUUUGAGUUUCAGUUCAUGUUUACCUCUAUAAAAGUAUGGCAGUUGUGGAUGGUGCUCUAUACAAUGCAGUGUUACAUUUAGUUAACAGCUGUUCAAGCUCAAAGUUAAAAACACAAACCUGAUAUGAGAGAGUGAAAAGUGUGUGUGUGUGUGUGUGUUGGGAUGUAUUAGUUCAUGUUGACAGUUUAACUGAACAUGUCGAUAUGUUGCUCUUCUAUAUUGUAGUGUUUAUGUUUGGAAGCAUAGAAAGUUUGCCCUAUGUUUAUGUGCACACAGCAUCCUUGUGGCUGUGACCAUUUUAGCUAAUCGAUUCAAGGUUUUCCAGUUCAACUUAGUGUUGUAUUUCUCACAGUAACCUGAGUUUACAUGGUUCUGAAGUUUCAGUCAUGGUAUUUUUAUUGACAAAAGAAUAAUCAGUAUUGUUUUGCCAAUUACAUUUGAGUUUAGACAGUCACAGAAAAAGUGCGUACCCUCAAAGUAUAAAACCAAACAACGCUGAUGUACCUCAAAACAAGAUGUACUGUACCUCAUUACAAGAUUCAUUAUUUGUCUCUGUACCACUGUGUCAAUGUCAAAUAAAUGCAGCUCUUUUAUGACUGGC